Molecule: messenger RNA, 4041 nt
Organism: Sitodiplosis mosellana (orange wheat blossom midge)
Lineage: Eukaryota; Metazoa; Arthropoda; Insecta; Diptera; Cecidomyiidae
Product: gamma-glutamyl hydrolase-like
Exons: 6
Coding region: 2748-3785 (345 amino acids)
Biological process (GO): tetrahydrofolylpolyglutamate metabolic process
Cellular component (GO): vacuole
Molecular function (GO): gamma-glutamyl-peptidase activity
Source: RefSeq, a predicted model, not a curated record
CAAUAAUCUAAAGCAUUCAACGUGAGCACAACGCCUUCUUUCAUCUCCAACAAAACUGUUUUAUCAAUUUUUUUUCUUUACCACCCUCAUGACAUAGUGAUUCGUGUUCGCCUUUUUCUGUAUAUCGCCGUUACAUGCUGUAUAGGAUACACGCUUUCACCCGCAGCGGCUCCGUAUUCUUGGAGUGAGGAGUUGCGAGAUUAAUACCGUGAAAUAAGUGUUUGCUCGGCCUUCCUUUUUUUCAUUUUUCGUUUGUUAUUUUUUCUGCGUUUUUGUGAUGCGCUUUCUUUGAAAAGAAAAAAAAAUCAAAACAAAUAAAAUAAAACAAUAGAAGGAGUUUCAAAAACGUGAAAAAAUUCAUUAUAUUCCAAUUUUCAAUGUCGCUCGCCAUUCGAUAAAAAAGUUUCUGUUGUUUUGUUUCAUAAAAAUUUCAUGAAAAUGGUUUCAGAAACAUCGAUUCAGUCAUUUAAUCUCUCAUUCUCUUAGAUUGAUAUUGAAAACCAUAUCAUGUCGUCAAAACAUGAUCACUUUUUUCACGUGAUACAUGUUUUUCUGUUUUCUUUUCCAAUUGAAAAAAAAAGCAUAAUUUAUUGAAAAAUUUCCAUUUCAGUUCCAUUGUGUUGUCGAAAAAAUUUGAAUAACCCGUUCAUGUUUACUAAGAUCGCGGUUCACGCUCAAUUGUCGCUACCUAGCAUGGAUCUUGGAAAAAUGUGAAGCAUACGUUACGUUGACAAUCAUCAGUGCAACGGUGUAUUUUUCACGUGUAUUGCAAUAAUUAUCAAAGUUUUCCAUUCUCUGACUGAAGUGCAUUUUGAACAAUUGCAAACAGCAUUACGCCAAAAUGCUUGCGACACAGAAAGCGAAAAAAAACGCGGAACGAAGUUCUGCAACUGCAAAUCACGUUUUCAUCACUCGCAUCGAACUCCUACGAUAUUCCGAUUGCUUUUUUUCCACUUAUUUAAGCUUAACUUUGCCAUUAUUAAAAACCUACGACGGUUCAGAUGUCAGCCAAUUGCUUUGGUGUUGCUUUAUUUGUUUUGAAUUCGAUUCAUCGAAUGUAUGCCGAAUCGCACGUUCAUGUUCAUGUAAUACGUUCCUUUUGUCAAUUCAUAAAUAUGUCUCUCGCAACGUGCACAAGUCAAAUAAACAAAAUCGAAAUGUGUGAUAAAAACACAUUUUCAGAAUAUUAUCGCGGAAUUUCUCUUUGUAAUGCCACCACGUGAAAGUAAAUAUAUGAAUUUGUAAUAUGUCGAACCAGUUUCAUCGGGAACAUUCAUUUGUGUCCUCCUAAUCGCAAAAAAAUAGCGAAUACAAGCCGAUAUUGUUCAUUACACAUCGCACACAGAACGAAGUGAAUGUACAUAUGAACAAUUUUCCAUAAUUUAAACACUCGGGCUGUUUAUCACCAAUAAUCAUUGAGAACUAAAAAGUCAUUUGUCACGAUUUGCUCAAUUCACAUUUGACCUACUGAUAGAAAAUAUCAUAUCAGGCACGUUUGCUCUUUGAACGACCACACCUAAUCUUUCAAAUGAUAACAAAUAUGAUGUGUGAUCGUCGAAUCGAAAUAUUUACAUCGUUUGCUUGAUAAAUGACGGCAAUGUUUUUUUUUCCGAGAAGAAGAUGUUCGGGGCUUUCGCUCUUUGCUUUUCAUCAUCAAAUAAUAUUGCCUAGCUUGACACAAAUCUACACAAAUCAAUUUAGUUUAAAAUUAACAAAAUUGACUUCAAUUCUAAUCCAUUCCUUUUAUUUCUCGGUCAUUUGGAGGGAAAUCACUGAGAUUUAACGUCAAUCAAAAUUCAAAUUGCAGCAUAGAUUUGGUGGAAUCAGUGAAACAAUUCCGAUUCUUCAAAACAGUUCGUAACAAAUCAUUAAUUUACAAAGUGUUAGCUUGAUGAAGUUUACACAGUCAAGUUGCAACUUGAUAUUCAGUUAUAUUCAAUUUCAAGUAUACAAAGACAAGUUCAUUGUUCAGUGUCUGGGGCAGAAUGAAAUUAAUUAAUACUUCCAAUUAAAAGGUUAUACGUCACAUAAGCGUUAAAUUGAAAAUAUUUCAAUUGAAACUGCUUACAACCGCAUGACGAAUAUCACUUGAGUCGUAAGCCCCGAGGGAACCAAACUAUUUUUGAUAAGCAUUCAACAUGUCAUCGCUCGCGUCGAAUGUUGUAUUCCACACCAAAAGUUUCAUUCAUAUAGCGUUGAGUCAAACGAUCACCGGACAAAGAAAUUUAGGUACUUUAACUGACCUGAAUCUAAGAAAUAAUUGUUACGAUAGAGAUUGAGAGAGAGAGAGAGAGAUUAAGUGAUGGAAGAGAAAAAAAUUGUAUUUGCUACACUUUGCGUCACAAUAAUUUCAUAAUAAUUUGUGUGAGGCAAAAAUAAAUGGGAUUGAAUACAAAAGUGAAGUAUUCAUGUUCAGCAGAAAAGAUAGGACAAUUUUUUCGCAUAGUUAGCGGAGAAAAAAAACUUGUACAAAUCUAUUCAAUUCAAGUGGACUUGAUUGAGCAAGAUAACGUAGUGCAUCACAAUUGGAUAGUCCAUUUUUAUUGAGACACAAAUUAUAACAGCUUGACCGUUUUAUUCGUUCAAGCGUUUGGACUCUAUCUCGAUUCUCAAAUUGGACAUUGAAUACAGAGAGAGAAAGAGGAACAAACACGAAAAUCGUACAACAGAAAAUUACGGAGCGGUGACGUGACGUCCAAGUGGAUACUGAAUAAUUUCUUCCAAUUAAAAACUCAACUGAAUUCAAAAUGUCAAGACUCCGAUUGUGCACAAUUUUUUUACUCAGCAUCGUAUCAAAUUAUAUUGGCAUUGUUAGUUCGGUUAGUCGGUUUGACGAUAAAACGGACACACCAAUAAUUGGUGUACUUGCCCAGGAGAUAUCAUGGCGUUUAGAUCAGAUAUGGCCAGGGGUUUACGAGAGUUAUAUAGCCGCAUCGUACAUCAAAUUUGUUGAGGGUGGAGGAGCUCGCACGGUACCCAUAUGGAUCGGCAAACCGAGAUCAUACUAUGAGACCGUGCUGAAAAAAUUGAAUGGAGUGCUAUUGCCCGGUGGGGGGACCUGGUUCAAUCAAAGUCAUGGCUAUGCAGUGGCUGGAUCACACAUUUAUGACAUUGCACAAGAAAUGAAUGACAAUGGCAUAUAUUUUCCAUUGUUUGGGACAUGUCUCGGUUUUGAGCUAUUGUUAUACGUGUCGAACGAAAAUCAAGAGUAUCGCACCUAUUGUUCAUCUCAGAAGCAGUCACUACCGUUGGAUUUCAACAAAGAUUUCCAAAAUAGUCGCCUGUUUGGCACAGCACCUGAAUCAAUCAUUGAUAUUUUGAAAAACGAAGCGGUCACACCGAAUUUUCAUUCCUAUUGCGUCACAAAAGAGAACAUGACGCAAUUUGGCUUAGACAAGAAAUGGGAUACGCUUUCAACUAAUCGAGAUUUCAAAGGUUUAGAAUUCAUUUCAACCAUUGAACAUAAACGUUAUCCAUUUUAUGGUGUUCAAUUUCACCCUGAGAAAGUUCUUUACGAAUGGAUUCGUAAUCGUAACAUUUCACACACGGAAGGUGCUGUUGCAAGUGCACAAUAUUUUGCUCAAUUUUUCGUCAACGAAUGCCGCAAAAAUGAUAAUCGAUUCGAUAGCAUUGAUGAAGAGAAUCAAAUGCUAAUUUACAAUUUUCCAUGCACAUUUACGGGCCGACUCAAUUCCACAUUCGAGCAAAGCUAUCUAUUCGAACGGGAUAUAGACUAUGGCAGAGGCAACGGUGAAAAUGAAGAUAUUACAGUUGUUUUGGUUUGAAUUAACUCUCACUGUUUCAUUUGGAUGCAAAACAGAUAUUUUUUAUACAAUAUUAAGCAUGAGAUUUAAUGGAAUGUAUGGCUUGCAUACUACUUUUCUAUUCCCGAAUAAUUGUCAAGUUGAUUCUAUUGAUAUGACAUAUUCUAGUACCAAUUGGUUCCCUUAAAAUAUUAUACCUACCAAAUAGAAUGCCACUGGCGAACAAACGCUGUAUGGUCCAGAAUUAUAAUAAUAAAAACCAUUUGCAGACAUUCUA